AUGAGUAUUAAAGUUAGAUUUUGGCGUUUCGUUAAGCGUAAUGUCGGACAUCUGAAUUGUAAUGGAGGUGAUCCCACUUCGCUAGCAGAUAACCAACAAAAUUCAACUGGCAGGGUGACAUCCAGAAGAUUAACAAAAAUGGUCGUCUGUCUACUCCCCAUGCCACUCCUUGUUUUACUAUUCUCCACCGCGAAGGACCAAAGUGCGAUCACGCAAAUUUCUCACACCGCUAAAAUUCUUUGCGUCAACAGCAAGUUGGCUGUUGAUCCACCAAUAGCCGAUGGCCUAAUAAUGCAAAAGGAUGUACGUGCCAGCGAAUGGAAAACUUUCAACAGUACAUCACAGAAAGGAUUGACGGAUCAACGUAUAUUUUUUCACGAAACGAGCGGUACCAACGAACUCAAUUUCCGCCAGUGUUGCGCUGUGGAAUCGGCUGCUAAAAACAAUCCCGAUCGACCUGUUCAACUCUUUCUUCGACCGCUAUUCAUCUCUUGUCAUGAACAUUUGUCAAGUCAUCCAUCGGACUUUUUCCAUAAACCUCUAUGGUUAGAUAUUCUUUCCAACUACCCGAACAUCGAGGCUAUUUUACUCAACGAAGAUUAUUACUUCGCUGGAACACCGUUGCAGAGUUGGUAUAAUGCUGGCAAAUGGCGUAAAACUGAACAUGAAACAGUUCACUUCUCUGAUUACAUUCGGUUUCUUACUAUGCACAAAGGAGGUGGUUUGUAUUUGGACAUGGACGUGUUAACCUUGAGACCUUUUCAAGGUGAUAAAUUUCGUAAUUUCUUGUCUUACGACGGUGUCGCCAUGAAAGCCGUAAGUAGUAGUGUGAUGCAUCUGGAAGUGGGCCAUUGGUUAGCUACGGGAAUGAUGCGAUUGCUAGCUGAAGAAUACGACCCUCUUGAUUUAGGGUUUCACGGAUCUCAGGCUGUUGGUUCGUUGAUGCAUUCCUCGUGCGCAUUAGUACGAGGCAAUCCGGAAUCCAACACUUGCAAAGACAUCCACCUGCUGCCAUCUAAUUUCUUUUUGCCCUUUGGGAAGAUGUUCGCUGAAAAGGUGAACAAUUGGAGGGCCAAGUCUUUAAAGGGAUCGGGCGUUUUAACUAAACUGAAAAACAGCUAUGGCGUUCAUACGUGGAAGUCCGUCGGAAAUAAUCCUGCAGACCUCUCAAAUAACCCUAGCGUUUUCGGUGCCCUGGCGCAAAUCCAUUGUCCAAUAUCAGUGGCCAGGGCCUCUGAAUUUCAAAAUUAAUUCUUGACCUUGGCAACAAUCCGCUAGAAGGGCUUCAUUUACAGCUGAUUUUGCUCGAGGCUCUUACAGUUUCAUAGCAACUAACCACCGUCCAACUGCUGUCAUGUAUUGUAUCCAGUAGUCGGUUGUUAUUCAUCAUGCCAACCAUUCCCGUCAAAUUUCGGUUGAAAUACAAAUUUGUAAAUGCCACAAAGAUAA
Messenger RNA from Daphnia carinata, 1449 nucleotides. Its product is annotated as lactosylceramide 4-alpha-galactosyltransferase-like. Gene Ontology annotation, biological process: glycosphingolipid biosynthetic process. The transcript has a single exon. Gene Ontology annotation, molecular function: hexosyltransferase activity. The coding region runs from base 1 to 1251 and encodes 416 amino acids. Lineage: Eukaryota; Metazoa; Arthropoda; Branchiopoda; Diplostraca; Daphniidae. The record is from RefSeq and is a predicted model, not a curated record.